AUGGCAUCCAUGUUUGCUCAGGGGGGCAGCUAUCAAGCAGCCGGCAACACCUCUAUCCCACCAGCCGCCAUGUUCACCACCAACCCUCAAGACAGCAGCAACAAUAAUAACAGCAACCCAAACCAACCGAACAAGAAAGAUGCCCCCUUACCGCCGUCACUACAGCAGCAGCAGCGGCAACCGCCGCAGCAGCAGCCGCAGCAGCAACUACCACCAUUAUCAAUGCCGCCCUCGACGGCGUUCCCGUUCGGCGACCACGAUCUGGCCAAGGACCCCCGCUACGUCGCCAUGGCGUCGCGCAUAGCCAGUUACUACCAACAGCGGUGCCGAGCCAUCACCAACUACCAGCAGCAACAGUGCCAGGCGUGGGCGAGCAUGCAUCGCAAGAAGUGCCAGGAGAUGAUGCAGGCGGCCAUGCUGAUCGUGGCCUGGUACAUCCGCGAUCGCAUUUCACGGCGGCGGCGGCGGCAGAAGCGCGCGUUCAAGCGGGGGCUGGCGCGCAAGGCCGCCGUCCUCCCCAUCUCAGCCUCGCGCAACGGCGCCGGCGGAGGGCGCAUCACCAAGGGCGAGGCAGUGCGGCGGUGGGUCAUGGAAGUGCCUGUCCCCACCGCGGCGGCAGACAAAGACCGUGACAGCGAUAGCAACGGGGCUGCUGCUGCUGCCCCCGUGCACGACGCGCUGGUAGACGAGGAGGAGGCCGCCUUCUUCCUGGGCCGGGAACCUCCGGCGCCCACGGGAGCGGCGGCGGCGCGGGCGGCGGAACGGGACAAGGACGCGCACCUCUUCAGUGUCGCCGAUCACCUCAUCAAAAGCCAGCUGGCGCGCAUCGACGUGCCGCUGCUCGGCGCGCUGUCGUUUGACGAGAGCGACACGGAGAGCGAGAGCUCGUAUGAUGACGACGAGGACUACGAAGAAGACGCCGGGAACCGCGAAGACGGCGACGUGGAUGCCAUGGUGGAGGACGGCCAGGAAGGGGGGACGAAGAGCUCGAUGAUGAAGACGACGAAGACGCUGAAGAGGACGACGACGAGGAGAUAA
This is a messenger RNA of Lasiosphaeria miniovina, 1038 nucleotides long. RefSeq lists its product as uncharacterized. NCBI's taxonomy places the organism in Eukaryota, Fungi, Ascomycota, Sordariomycetes, Sordariales, Lasiosphaeriaceae. The transcript has a single exon. The record is from RefSeq and is a predicted model, not a curated record. Bases 1 to 1038 code for a protein of 345 amino acids.